This is a messenger RNA of Triplophysa dalaica, 2756 nucleotides long. RefSeq names its product ras-related protein Rap-2a. Bases 536 to 1087 code for a protein of 183 amino acids. Lineage: Eukaryota; Metazoa; Chordata; Actinopteri; Cypriniformes; Nemacheilidae. The record is from RefSeq and is a predicted model, not a curated record. Gene Ontology annotation, biological process: negative regulation of cell migration; Rap protein signal transduction. Gene Ontology annotation, molecular function: GDP binding; GTPase activity; GTP binding. Gene Ontology annotation, cellular component: plasma membrane. The transcript has 2 exons.
AUGGCUUGCGCGCGCGCGCUGGGGAUUCGUUCGACUUUUCCUUGCGGCGACGACAACCGGUUUCUGUCGACUCAAGCGGAAACCGGCUCUGGUGUCUGCGCGCACGCGCUGUAUGAGCCUGCCUCGCGGAUCCGUUAAACGACGAGAGCGCGUCGGUACGGAGGCCGAGAGGAGCGGCGGCGGAAGAUCCCCACCCGUGAGCAUGGCGGCGUGCUAGAGAUGAAGACCGAAGAGAGUAGAGAGAGAGAGGAGGAAAACGCUAACAUGCCUUAAAAAACACAGAUGAAAACGCACCGUUGGAUCACGAACCGGUUGUAGGAUGGUGAGCUGAUCAGAUGUGGGCUUAUCGGUGAGCGCGUCAAUUCAGCUGUUGCGGGUGGGCCGCCGGUGGACCGGGAGGCUCCGUGAUCAUGAAGCGCUGCGGCGGGACGCGCGUCUUUGUGCCAGGCGCGGAGAGACUCGUUUAAACGCACUCUUUCGUGCUCGGCGCUGCGUGACUUUCUAUUGCCUUUUUCUAUGCGUUGUGACCGGUGAGAUGCGCGAGUAUAAAGUGGUGGUCCUCGGGAGCGGCGGGGUCGGUAAAUCCGCCCUCACCGUGCAGUUCGUCACCGGGACGUUCAUCGAGAAGUACGACCCGACCAUCGAGGAUUUCUACCGCAAGGAGAUCGAGGUGGACUCGUCUCCGUCGGUGCUGGAGAUCCUGGACACGGCGGGCACGGAGCAGUUCGCGUCCAUGCGGGACCUGUACAUUAAAAACGGACAGGGCUUCAUUCUGGUCUACAGUCUGGUGAACCAGCAGAGCUUUCAGGACAUCAAACCCAUGAGAGACCAGAUCAUCCGAGUCAAGAGGUAUGAGAAGGUGCCGGUGAUCCUGGUGGGGAAUAAGGUGGAUCUGGAGAGCGAGCGGGAGGUGUCUGAGAGUGAGGGCCAGGCGCUGGCUGAGGAGUGGGGCUGUCCCUUCAUUGAGACUUCAGCCAAGAGUAAAACCAUGGUGGAUGAACUCUUCGCUGAGAUCGUACGGCAGAUGGACUACGCAGCCCAGCCGGACAAAGACGACCCGUGCUGUUCCUCCUGCAAUAUACAAUAACCCCCCCAAACACACGCAGAACACACAUCGCUAUAGCUUUGAUAGACGUUCUGAUGUCUGCGGUUGACCAUCCUUCUGUAUCUACAGACUGACAAUGAUCUGGAGGAUUUUUGUCACUUGAAAUUCUUGUUGGAUGAGACUCAGAAGAGCGCUUGCUUUGGGUUUUAACAGAAUCCUUCAACGGGGACGAGUCAAACUUUUAUGCUUUGGGUUUAUUGUGUUGAUGAUUUCAUCUGAGUUUGUUACAAGGUCGGAGAGAGAAAGAGAGAGAAAGAAAGAGUUUAAUUCUGUCAUCAUUCACUCACCUUCGAGUUGUUCCAAAUCUGUUUACAUGUCUUUGUUCUGAUGAACACAGAGAAAGAUAUCUGGAAGAAUGCUUAUAACCACACAGAUCUUGCCCCCCAUUGACUCCCAUAGUGGGAAAAAAACAAUGCUAGUUAAAGGUGCCCCAAAACUGGUUGCUGUCCGACAUUAUUCAAAAUAUCUUCUUUUGUGUUCAACAGAACAAAUAAAAUCGAAGGUGAGUUACUGAUGACAGAAUUUUCAUUUUAGGGUGAAGUAUAUUUAAGCCUAAAUAAGUAUUUUUAAAUUGUGUAAUUAUUUAAAACUGAUGUAUUUGAAAGUUAAAAUACUUUCUCCAGUCUCAGACACACCUGAAAUUCUUAAUACUACAUCUCGACUGAUAAAGCCUUUCAGGUGAGACUCUCUGACCAAUAACAGAUAGAAGGAGUGCUUUUCAGUUUGAUGAUGCUAGUGGUGCAGAAGUGUUACACAUCAUCUUUAAGGAUUUCAUAUUAGUUGUUGAUUUAAUAGAGGAAGGAUUCCAAAAUGAUGCGUCUCUUUACUUUAAUGCUGGUGUAUAAAUCCAACUUAUUUAAAUGAUAUAACCCUAGAAAGAUUUGUUGUAACAUGUGAAAAUUCACUUAUGAUGGUGGAUGGGUUGUGAAGUUUGUAGUGAUGGUUAAGGUGCUGUCUUAGAAGAUGCCGUCAGUUGUGAGAUAUUCUUCAUUUGUGACCCUGGACAACAAAACCAGUUGACCGGUCAAUGUUUCUAAAUUAAGAUGUUGUCAUCAUUUAUUUAUCUCUAUCUGCACAGCGGGUUGAUUCGAGUGUUUUUCAUGAACUGUCUGUCUCGUUUGGUUCUAUUUUGUUCAUGUGUUACACUCCCGUCAGUGUUUGAAAUUGUGGCUUUUCCGAUCAAGUUCAAAAGUGGGAGGUCUGACGUGGAACUUCUAAGCGACUUGAAUUGAUAGGCCGUGUGUCUCUCUUCACCCGUGAACACAGAAUUCCAUCAAAAUUGAUUUAUAUUAUCUCAACAUGUCCUUUAGGGCUCAUUUGGUUCUCUCUCUUUUGCUCUCUCUCACACGUCACCAUCUCAGCGCUCUUUCUACAGUCUCAGCCCUGUUUCUUCCCAAUAUUCUGCAAUGCUUUAUGGCUGAUUAAUGCUGAUGAUGUUGUAAAUACAUUUGUAAAGAGGUUUUCUUGCUCUCCUCCUCAUGGCUGAACAGAGAGGUAAUGGAGAUGGAUGGCGUGUAUGCGUUUCAAUAGAGAGCUCUGAGUCAGUAUUCAUUUGAUAUUUUUUUAUGUGGACGUGUGCUCAACUCUCGUGAAUGACUGUAUGUUGACUCUUUUGUUCGGCACCUCAAUAAAGUGCAUCCAACACACUCAA